This is a messenger RNA of Leptopilina heterotoma, 1100 nucleotides long. Its product is annotated as bromodomain-containing protein DDB_G0280777-like. Bases 282 to 1100 code for a protein of 272 amino acids. Lineage: Eukaryota; Metazoa; Arthropoda; Insecta; Hymenoptera; Figitidae. The transcript has 5 exons. The record is from RefSeq and is a predicted model, not a curated record.
UCCCAUACGGCACGCGUCGCGGCAGUCGCAGUGGCUUGAUUGGAGACAGCGACAGGAGUCGCAGCAGUUGAAUACGAUUGGAGGAAGCACCGUUCGGAUUCAAAGUAGUACAACGAAAAAAAGCUCUUCCGAUUUGAAUUUGGCAAUUGAUUGUGUCGCAUCAAGGACCCGAUCACGUGCACUGAUAAAUACUCCAUUUUUAUCGAAACCAACACUGGAAUCGAACUGCCCCUAUCAAGUGUCCAUUUCUUAAAGAUUCUUGGGUUCUGUGGAAGCGAAAAAUGGUAGGCGGUAGAAGAUCAGGUACGAAUAAACAUUUGACCGAAAUGCAACAACAAGAACUGCUGGAGCAACAGCAGCGAGAGCAACAACAGCGAGAGCAAGAGCAGCGAGAGCAACAGCAACGAGAGCAGCAGCAGCGAGAGCAACAGCAGCGAGAGCAACAGCAGCGAGAUCAACAACUGAGAGAUCAACAACUGAGAGACCAACAACUGAGAGACCAACAACUGAGAGACCAACAACAGCGAGAUCAACAAAAACAGCAAUAUUAUUAUAACCAGCAAGGAGACAAAGAUUUAUUGCGAGAGCGUCAGCUGCAAACAAACCCAUUGCCUUCUUCAAACCUAUGUCAACCGUUUCAGUAUAUGAUGCCUUAUUCGCCGCAGCUCCCUUUUACUCAGUUCCAACAACUGCAACAGCAGGCACAGUUGCAGUGCCAACAAUUACAAGAAAUGAAGGAACUUCAAGAGAAGCAGUUAAAAAAUUUAGAAGCAUUACAGGCAGUAAAGGUUAAAAAAUCCCAACAAGCAUUAGAAACGCAGGAAACUGAAGAAGAUAAGAAAGUUCUGCAGACACAAAAGCAACAACCUUCACAGUACCAAUUCCAGGGGCAGCAGAAUCAAAUAAAAAAACUGGAGAACAGGAUGUUUGAUAUGGAAAAUGACGUGCGAAGAUUAAAAAUGGACAUAAGAGAUUUAGAAAAGAAGAAUGAGAAAGAUAAAGAAAAAGAGCUGCAAAAGGAAAAAGAAGAAUUAAAGGAAAUGAGAAAACAAUUAGAAAGAGAAUCCGAAAGCAUUAAGAAAAUGAAGAGAUAUUAUUAA